GGUUUCAGAUUUCAUAAUUGUUCAAAUUAGACUUGUUAUUUCCAUCAGGUUCUUUUGCGUGAAUUUGACCUAAAUAACGAAGUAAAUAUUUUUUAAACACAGCGAGAUAACAGAUUGGGAAAUAUUAUUUUCACUAAACAAAGUGGUUAUGUUUACCGAAGUUUCGCAACUAUAAUUGUAGCCUUAAUACUUCAACAAGUUUAGCUAGCUAAUCAUUCGGAAUACACCUGUGAGAUUCUUUUCACCGCGACUGAAGUGAUAUGGAUUAAACAUACUUGGGUUUAUAGAAAAAUGUAGCAGAUUUUAACGAGGAUGAAAACUUCAGAAAAGAAGCGAAUUUCAAAAGAAAACGUGUUCGACGGUGAUCAUGAGACCCCCACCCACCGGGCGGCGGCAGAGGGUGACACGCAGCUACUCGUCGUCGCCAUAAAACAGGACCCGAGUUCGAUACAACAAAAGGACAGUGACGGCUACACACCACUCCACCACACAGUGCUCGGAAAGCACAUGUCAGCGUUAAAACGUCUGGUGAAGAUGGGAGCAGACGUGAACGCUCAGGACGGUCAAGGUCGCACAUGCCUCUCGAUUGCCGCUUAUCAGGGAUGGUGCGAGGGGCUUAUAUAUUUAUUACGGAAGGGAGCACGCCAAGAUAUCGUGGACAACUCGGGUCGCUCGCCUCUGCAUGCCUCGACGUAUGAUACAGACGUCAAGCCUCUGACGACGUUACUGAAGCGGCUGAAGUCAGAGGGAAUAAAUCUAGGUGAUAAUGAGAAAAUGACCACUUUGCAUUGGGCCGCGUUCCAUGACCGACCUGACCACGUCCGACAACUCUUGCAGAAAGGGGCGUUACUCACGGUGGCGGAUGUUGACGGGAAAACGCCUUUACACUGGGCGGCUCAGAACGGUAGUCGCGCAUGCGCAGUGCUUCUGGUGGAGAGCGACGAAUCGGGCGAACUCUUGAGCAGAGUGGACAAAUGCGGAAAGUUGGCGCUCCACCUGGCGGCCGCGGCGGGUCAUGUUGGCAUCCUUCAAGACCUGGCAGAGGCGGGGCCUCAUUUAUGUGGCGAGGGGGACAUGGAUGACAGGACGCCGCUCCACUGGUCAGCAGCCACAGGCCACGCCUCGUGUGUUCGCACCCUCCUCAACCUGGGGGUGUCGCCCGACCCCCGGGACGCGGACGGCGUCACACCUUUGGAAUACUCGAACAACGCUGGGCAUUUAGACUGCAAGACGCUCAUUCAAAACAAAAUAAAAUCAAAAGGAACCAAACCGGAAGUUUUAAAACGCAAAUCCGGUGGGGGAGGAAGUAGCUUUCUGAGUUCACUCUUCAGUCGUAGAAAACACGAAAAAGCAUCCAAAAAAUCUUCAGAGACCACAGCACUCCCCGAUGUAGUUAGUACGUCAAUGGUACACGCCCGUGACGUCAACGGACAUAAAAGUAACUGCAUGACGUCAUUGAAACCUGACGCUGACAUUGGAGCUCAAUCUCAAACAUUUUAUAAUAAAUCAUUUGACUUUGGUGACGUCAACAGUGACGUGCAUGCUAAGAAUAUAAAUGCGCGAUUAAAAAAGACGACGUCACACCAACUAUUAAAUGCGAAUGGAGAAUUUUCGCCUUCGUCUCCAUCACUGAAGACGCCUACGACCCUUUCUAAAAACAAAGAACCAGUCACGAACGGCAACUACGGAUUGACGCCGCACACUCGCGGUAUACACUUGUCUCCCCUGGGUGACUUCAGAGCCCACAGCCUGUCUCCGAGGGUGUAUAGCCCGGGGUUGCUGCGGGAGUCACCGGGAGGUGUGCUGAGACGCGCGGGGGAGCUGGAACCCCUUCGAAAAGACCGUCCGAUGAAAGAAAAACGCGACUUCCCACUCCCACUUCCGAGUCACUUGACACGUCUACGACAGGACUUCGCCGACGGCCGAUCGCGAUCACCGACGCCGACUGUGCCGUACAAAAUUUCGGGUCGAGUUGUUUUACCAGACAUUAAAGCGGACCUCGCAGAGGGUGGCCUCGAUACUGACACGCGGAUCAACAGAAAAGAAAAGAAAAAGAAACAUCGGAAAAAAGAACAACGACCGGAAGUUGUCGAUGAAACGCCAUCUUAUCUUGGAACUCCAGUGAACUAAAACAUUUUUACAAUCGUCAGUGUUCUGGACCGAUGAUCCAAAUCACGUGACAGUAGUAUCUAAAAAGCAGGCUUUGGAGAAUGAAUCCAAGGGCCUUACGUUACGGUACGUCGGAUAAGCCAUUACGUUUGUGGCCCGUAUAAAAAUCGAUAAUAGGCCGACUAUUACGUUUCAUGCGUGACCAUACAUUAUGACGAUAUUACAUCGACUACGACCUUACGUAAGUGACACGGACGUGACGUCGAUAUUACGUUGAAUAAGACAUAACGUUAACGGCUCAUAUGUUACCGCGGCAUAAGGUCGACAAACACGUUUAGUACGACACCCGUUUGUCAUGUAGAUAUUACGUCGACAAAGACGGUAAGUUAUUGGCAUGGACGCUACGUCGAUAUUACGUUGACCAAGGCGUCAAUGUGUGUUUUCAGUGCUUGAUAGAUGUUUCAAGUGUAAAAUCUAAAAGGGGUCAUGAAGAUUAAAUUACUAAUGGGCUCCUGUACUAUGGAUCUUAAAGUAUAAACAUUUUGCUGUACCAUUUUUUUAUUAUUUCAAUUAAAACAAGAACAACAUGUA
Dreissena polymorpha is the source of this 2700-nucleotide messenger RNA. RefSeq names its product ankyrin repeat domain-containing protein 55-like. The coding region runs from base 313 to 2130 and encodes 605 amino acids. NCBI's taxonomy places the organism in Eukaryota, Metazoa, Mollusca, Bivalvia, Myida, Dreissenidae. The record is from RefSeq and is a predicted model, not a curated record. The transcript is spliced from 11 exons. Gene Ontology annotation, molecular function: protein binding.